AUGUCAUCGUCGGGGUCGCUCAAGAAUAUCACCGUUCAACCCAAGUUUUAUCACUCACCACCUUUCAGUACUGCUGCCCCUGGCUACAAGCCUGUAGAUGGCGAGACUAUCCCAAGAAGACACCCUUUGACAGCCAACAAGCUUGCGACUAAGCCUUCCGAAGAUGUUGAAACCGUUUUCGAUAUCAUCAAACGAAGUUCCGAAAAGUAUGGCAAUGCGAAAGCUGUCGGAAGUCGUACGUUGAUCAAAACUCAUCAAGAAGUGAAGAAGGUGAAGAAGAUGGUCGAUGGCGAACAACAAGAGAUCGAUAAGAAAUGGACAUACUUCGAACUUAGCGAAUACAAAUAUAUAAGUUUCUCAGAAUACGAGACCUUAAUUUUACAAAUUGGGGCUGGAUACAGAAAGCUUGGGUUGAAGAAGGAGGAUCGAGUGCAUAUUUUCGCUGCGACAAGUGCUCAUUGGUUAGCAUCUGCUCAUGGCGCAGUUUCUCAAUCGAUGCCAAUUGUUACCGCAUAUGAUACGUUGGGAGAGGAAGGUCUCACACAUUCUUUAGUUGCAACCAGGGCCAAAGCUAUCUUCUUGGAUCCUCAUCUACUACCAACCUUGAUCAACCCCCUCAAAGAAGCGAAAGAUAUUCAAUACGUUAUCUGGAACAGUCAGAAUGAGGUUAAACAAGAGAACAUUGAUGCCCUCAAGAAGGUACACGAGAAGCUCAAGAUUUUGAGUUUUGAAGAAUUACGAAAGCUUGGGGAAGAGAACCCUGUCGAACCAGUACCUCCUGCAUCAGAAGAUCUGUGCUGCAUCAUGUAUACCUCGGGCUCUACCGGACCACCAAAGGGUGUGCCGCUUAAGCACAAGGCGGUUAUCGCGGCUGUCGCGGGUGUUAAUGUAAUUGUCGAGCCAUAUCUUGGUCCUGGUGAUGGUCUUUUGACAUACCUUCCUCUUGCACAUAUUCUCGAGUUCGUUUUCGAAAAUGCUUGCCUAUACUGGGGUGGAACUAUGGGUUACGGGAACCCUAAGACGCUAUCAGAUUCAUCAGUCAGAAAUUGCAAAGGAGAUAUUCGAGAGUUCAGGCCGACCGUAUUAGUUGGUGUUCCCGCUGUAUGGGAGUCGGUUAAGAAGGGAAUUGUUGCCAAGGUUAACGGGGGCAACCCACUUGUCAGAAAUCUCUUUUGGGGUGCACUUUGGGCCAAGAAUAAUCUCUUACGCUAUGGUCUUCCAGGUGCUGAUCUUUUGGACACACUGGUUUUCAAGAAGGUCAAAGAAGCUACUGGUGGAAAACUCAGAAUUUGUAUGAAUGGUGGUGGACCAAUCGCCAAAGAUACUCAGCGAUUCAUUUCCAUGGCCAUUACACCGAUGAUCAACGGAUAUGGAUUAACUGAGACCACUGCCAUGGGUGCUUUGAUGGAUCCUAUGGAAUGGACCGAUGAAGCAUUGGGUGAUAUUCCCGGUUCUAUUGAAAUUAAGCUUGUUGAUUUCCCAGAUGCUGGAUAUUAUGCAACCAAUAAGCCAAACGCCCAAGGAGAAAUUUGGAUUCGAGGAGAUUCUGUCAUGGAAGGAUAUUAUGAGAAUCCUCAAGAAACAGCAGAAGCACUGACCCAAGAUGGUUGGUUCAAGACUGGUGAUAUUGGAGAAUUUGACAAGAACGGCCAUCUCAAUAUCAUUGACCGAAAGAAAAAUUUGGUCAAAACUCAAAAUGGAGAAUAUAUCGCACUCGAGAAACUCGAAUCUAUCUACCGCUCAGCUACAGUUGUAGCGAAUAUCUGCGUUUAUGCCGAUUCACAGAGAACCAGGCCAGUUGCUUUGAUUGUUCCAGCUGAACCUGCAUUAAAGAAACUCGCUGAACGCAUUGGUGUUCAAGGAUCUAGUGUUGAGGAAUUGGUACACGAAAAGAAGAUUCAAGAUGCUGUGCUGAAAGAAUUACAACAAGCUGGUAAAUCUGGUGGAUUAUCAGGAAUUGAAAUUAUUGAAGGUGUUGUCUUAUCUGAUGAAGAAUGGACACCUCAAAAUGGAAUGGUAACAUCGGCACAAAAAUUGCAACGUAGAAAGAUUUUGGAGAAGUACCAGAAGGAGGUUGAUGCUGCUUUACAAGGAAUACUCACGGGAUCACCAGUAGAUGUCGCGAUUCGCGUUUUGUUUACACUUGCCAUUAAAAUUUACCUUCAACAGUAUCAUCUCUAUAUAAACGACAUGGCAACUUUUAACAGGCUUUUUGGCUACGUCAAUUACAACGCCGAUGCGCCCCCGACAUCGCCAUCACCUCAACUUUCAGCCCAAGAACCGGCAAAUCGUCAAACACUCGGGAAUAAGAUGAGAGUAACCAAGAAGCAACGUCCCGAAUCCGCCAACAUGAAUAGAACUCACAAUCAGGAGCCUGCUUAUGAACAGCCAGCUGGAUUCCCGCCCAAAAAUACAAUUCAUGGAGGACAUCCAAUGUAUCCAGAAUAUGAACAGGAACAAGAACGAGAAGGAGUAGAACAGCAAAAUCACGAUAGAUUCGAUACUUCUACAGUAGGUGAAGACUUCGAUGAGACGGUGAGCCAAGAAAACUUUUCGAGCGGGCAGAACAUGCCAGCCGUCGGUGUCAACAGGUUUCACAAAGAGCAUAUGGAUGAGGUAGAACCAGAUCAAUAUCAUCAAGCUACGCAAUACCACAACGCCGAAGAUAGGGGUCAACGAGAUGAAAUUAAUCAUGGAAACGAUUAUAUCGAGAAUGUACCAGUACCCCAUUUACGUAAGACCUUUCACCAAUAUAAAAAUCGAGGAGUACACACACAAGCCCUUGGAGAAUCUCUUCACAACCAAAUCCAGACUCCAAAACCUUCAUUCCAAUCACAACCACCAGAACCAUCAGAAACUAGCCCAGUGAAACAAAAGUUUGCUGGUCGCUUCAAUCCGACUAUACACGGCCAGGUAGACACCCUUACAAAUCGUCCAAAGCACGUUAUGCAAGCAGCUGAAACUUCCCGAAAGCGAACUCUGGACGAAGGAGUAUUCUCGCCGUUGCCAAAGGCUGGGAAGCCCUCCCAAGUAGUUGAAGGCCUGGAGAAUGCUAUGCCUCGCGGUCCUGCAGCCUACAGUAUUCCACCACCACGCACUCAAGAUACGCAGCCGCCAGCUCAAAUUGAUGGAGCUUCUGAUGAUGGAGAAGAGUAUUCUGACGAAAGCCAUAUGGGGGAGCAGCCAGCACUUCAAUCCCGACCAGUGGAUAGACUCCCAACAACAAACGUACAACAUCAAAAUGGCGACUACAAUCUUACCAGUAUCGGACUUGAUUAUGAUGAUGCCACUUUGAAAAAUAUGGAUUACGACAAGCUUAGAGACGAGUCUUUUGAAGCUAGACCAGCUGCUCGUGAGCAGCCCAGCGAGCCAGACAUGUCAUUCUCAGAGCGCCCUCUCAACGAACGUGUUAGCCACCAUGUCGAACAAGCUCGAUUGUCAAAUGCACAAGAUAUUAAUAAUCAGCGCGUCGCCAUGGCUGAAUUCUUUGGAAACCUAUCCAAGGAUGAAUGGGAAGAAGCAGGGGAAUGGUUCUUGGAAAGAUUCGCAACUACCUUGCGUUCACUGAAGGAUGCUAGGAAAGAAAAAAGGGAAACGGCUGCAAGAUUCGAAAAGGAAAUCGAGCAGAGAGAAAGGGCAGUGAGAGGCAGUUUACUGGCUUACAAUGAAGAUAUGGAACGUAUGAAGAGGGGUGCUAAGGGUGUCAUUGAGGGGAAGACAUUAUAG
Messenger RNA from Sclerotinia borealis F-4128, 3726 nucleotides. The record is from the annotation of a GenBank genome assembly. NCBI's taxonomy places the organism in Eukaryota, Fungi, Ascomycota, Leotiomycetes, Helotiales, Sclerotiniaceae.